Etheostoma spectabile (orangethroat darter) is the source of this 2456-nucleotide messenger RNA. RefSeq names its product zinc finger protein 330 (gene noazfp). The transcript is spliced from 10 exons. The coding region runs from base 209 to 1138 and encodes 309 amino acids. NCBI's taxonomy places the organism in Eukaryota, Metazoa, Chordata, Actinopteri, Perciformes, Percidae. The record is from RefSeq and is a predicted model, not a curated record. Gene Ontology annotation, cellular component: nucleus. Gene Ontology annotation, molecular function: zinc ion binding.
ACGUUAGUAGGAACGAACAGCUCGGCACUAUUUGUCAGCCCGGACACAUUUUCAGACCGGACAUAGAAGAAGUCAGGAGUGCUGAUCAUUUCGGUAACCAGACAUUAACUCUGUGGACACCGGCGUUAAUAAACCAGCUGUUAUCGCUGUGGAGACCAGCUGUUAAGCCAGCUGUUAGAGCUGUGGAAACCAGCCUGUUGAACCAGAAAUGCCCAAAAAGAAAACCGGUGCCCGGAAAAAGGCUGAGAGUCGUAAAGAGCGAGAGAAACAGAAUCGAGCCAAUCGGGAUGUUGUCGAUGUGGCCAAACACCCCUGCAACUCUAACAUGGACUGUGACAAAUGUCAGAGAAAACAGAAGAACAGAGCUUUCUGUUACUUCUGUAGUUCAGUGCAGAAGCUGCCUGUCUGCGCUCAGUGUGGCAAAACCAAGUGCAUGAAGUCAUCAGAUUGUGUCGUCAAGCAUCCAGGCAUCCACAGCACUGGAAUGGCCAUGGUGGGGGCAGUAUGUGACUUCUGUGAAGCAUGGGUGUGCCACGGCAGGAAAUGUCUUAGCACUCAUGCCUGUGUGUGUCCUCUGACUGAUGCAGACUGCAUCGAGUGUGACCGGGCUGUCUGGGAUCAUGGAGGGCGAAUCUUCCGCUGUUCCUUUUGUCAUAACUUCUUGUGUGAGGAUGAUCAAUUUGAGCACCAGGCAAGCUGCCAAGUCCUCCAGGCAGAAACAUACAAAUGUGUUUCCUGUAAUAGACUGGGACAGCACUCCUGCCUGCGCUGUAAGGCCUGUUACUGUGAUGACCAUGCCAAGAGUAAGGUCUUCAAACAGGAAAAGGGCAAAGCCCCACCCUGCCCAAAGUGUGGUCAUGAAACCCAGGAGACCAAAGACCUCAGCAUGUCCACUCGCACGCUGAAAUUUGGUCGCCAGGCUGGCGCUGAUGAUGACGAUUAUGACGACGGAGCGUCAGGGUACGACUCCUACUGGAAGAACCUAGCAUCUGGAGGCGGCCAACAGGACGACGAUUAUGACGACGACGAGGAAGACGAGGAUGACGAGGAUGACUAUGAGGAAGAAGAGGAAGAAGAGGAUGACGAGGAAAAGGCUGCUGAUUCCAUGGCUGGUCUUAAACUGGACGGGGCUGCCUGAGCCGGGGCAAAGACUGGAGGGCACAGUCCCAUAGCUCCAAAUGAGUCUCAGCAAAUGUUCACUUGUUACAAUGCAGGAAUUAAUAAUGACAUACUUUAAGAAUUAAACAACAUACAUGGUAUAACUAAAGCUAGGUAUCAACACUAGUACUGGUACUUACUCUGAGGAAUAUAAAUGUUUUUCUGUAAAAACAUACUCAAGCAGCCGCACAGGAACUAGAAGAAUAGUAAAUGCCCGAUUAUGAAUCUGACCAGACACUUAAGAGUUAGAAAAGAAAUGUCUAUUUUCUAUAACCGUCCCUAGAGACGACUUGUUUUCUGCUGUUGUUACAUCCCAGGCUGGAUUUAUGCGUUGUAAACCCCUUUUAAUCAGAAAUAUGGAAUAUGUACCUUUUACGUUGUGACACAGGCCCCUCCACAAGAAUGCUAAUAGAGCUGUGCAGUGGGAGGCACCAAAAGUGGGGUUUUUUCUAAACGUAAAUUCCCAAUUCAAAGUUUAGCUUGAAGGAUUUUCUGCAUGUUCCUCAACCAUAAAAACUCAUGAAUUUCCUGUUAAUGUAACCAUGCUAUAAGUUUAUGUUCUGAUCAUCAAUUAUAGUUAUUUCAGCUUUGUUUUGGAGAUAUCAUGUUUGGUGUGGUGGAUUGCCCUAAAUACAACAAUACCCAUGAUCCCCGGCUGCUGUAGCUACAGCGAAGAAUGCUGUCACAGGUUCAAGUUGGAGCUGUAGCUUGUAGCUGUGAACAAAAAUGGAGCUAUAGUUGCCAAAUUGAUCCAGACUUGACCCAAAAGCCGAAUGUGAAUUUCUUUAAGCUGCAGUUUGGUCAUCAUUAAAAAAAAAAAAAAAAAAAAGUUUGUUUGCUUGCUGGUUAUUAGCAGAACAUAACAGAAUAUUACUGCAAAUCAUGUCAGUGAUUAAAUGAUUCUUACAGUAAUGAGAGGCUUAGUUAACUUCUUUACUUCUGUUAUUCGUGUGUGCAGACUCAUAUCUUUGAUACUUUCUAAAGUAGUUGGUCAUCCUUUGUGCUGAUGUGACUUUUUUUAACUCUGGGUGCCUGAAGUAACCCCUCCCACUUUACUACUCUAUAAUGCAUAUUAAUAAAUAAUCCUUGAGGCCCUAAUGACUUGGGUUUAUGUUAUUUUACAUUGAAUUAAUUUGCAGUCUGUGGUAAUUGGAUUGAGCCUACCCUGCUUCAAUGCAAUGCAAAUGUCCAAACAACUUGACGUGUUUGCCCUGACCCUCAUGUAAUCAGCUGCAUUUGUGGAGACAUGUUUGUGAUAACCAUAUGACAUUAAACAUAAAAAAAAUACGAAUUGAGUG